Molecule: messenger RNA, 780 nt
Organism: Sungouiella intermedia
Lineage: Eukaryota; Fungi; Ascomycota; Pichiomycetes; Serinales; Metschnikowiaceae
Source: the annotation of a GenBank genome assembly
AUGACCCAGCCUUCCAAGAAAGUUGCCCCAGCUCCUUUGGCCACUAAGAGCCAGGCCUCUAAGGCCCCAAAGAACCCUCUCAUCGAGGCUAGCCCUAAGAACUUUGGUAUUGGCCAAGCUGUUCAACCAAAGAGAAACUUGUCGAGAUUUGUUAAGUGGCCACAGUACGUGAGAUUGCAGAGACAAAAGAAGAUCUUGUCCAUGAGAUUGAAGGUGCCUCCUGCUAUCGCUCAGUUUCAAGAUGUCUUGGACAAGAACACUGCUACCCAGACCAUCAAGUUGUUCAACAAGUACAGACCAGAGACUGCUGCUGAGAAGAAGGAGAGAUUGACCAAGGAGGCCGCUGCUAUUGCUGAGGGCAAGAAGGCUUUCGACGUUUCUUCUAAGCCAGUUGUUGUCAAGUACGGUUUGAACCACGUUGUCGGCCUCAUUGAGAACAAGAAGGCUAAGUUGGUUUUGAUUGCCAACGACGUUGACCCAAUUGAGUUGGUCAUCUUCUUGCCAGCUUUGUGCAGAAAGAUGGGUGUUCCAUACGCUAUUGUGAAGGGAAAAGCUAGAUUGGGUACUUUGGUUCACAAGAAGACCUCCUCCGUCGCUGCUUUGACUGAAGUCUCUGCUGAAGAUGAAGCCGAGUUGGCCAAGUUGGUUUCUACCAUCAACGCCAACUACAUCGAGAAGUACGAGGAGAACAGAAAGCACUGGGGUGGAGGUGUCAUGGGCUCUAAGCACAACGACAAGAAGGCCAAGAAGGCCAAGCUGUUGGAGUCUAGCCAGGCAUAG